UCAGACAUGUCUACAUAUUCAUCCUUCGCCGUCGUUGGAGCAGGCUUGGUCGGGAAGUUCAUCGUUGACGCGUUCCUUCAAGGGAAGGCUUCCGGUAGAAUUAAGGAUGUUACGGUCCUCACUCGCUCGUCGUCCAAAAAUCCCAAGAUCGACGAGUUUGCCAACAAAGGCGCAACUAUCAGGGCGGUCGACUAUAGUGACUUGACCUCCCUCCGGAGCGCUCUGUCUGGUAUUGAUGUUGUCGUUUCGGCCUUCGGCCGCGACGCCCUUGUGUCUCAGCAGUCCGUCGCCGAAGCAUCGAAAGCGGCAGGCGUGAAGCUCUUCGUCCCUUCCGAGUAUGGCACCCCGACAGAGACCACCCCGCAACGAGGACCCCUUGUCCACAAAACUGCCUUGCAGGCCGGAUUGAAGGAGAUCGGUCUCCCGUACACUCUGAUCUUCAGUGGUGCGUUAAUGGAAACAGGUCUGACCCCCUUCCUGGGCAUUGACCUAGUCAAUGGUAAAGGCAUUGCAGGUGGUGACGGCAACACUUCUAUCUCUUGGACCUCAGCUUCUGAUGUGGCCUCAUUCCUGGUACACGUGCUGACCACCAUGCCGCCUCCCGAGCUUGAGUGGCGCACAUUCCGCAUUGAAGGCGAACGCGCUUCAGUGAACGACGUCUACAAGGCUUACGAGGUCAAGACCGGGAAGAAAGCCGAAGUCACCUACCGCACGAUACCUGAGCUCAAGGAGGCGAUGGAGAGCAACCCAAGAGAUAUUGCGAGCAUGUGGCAUUGCUGGUGGGCGUUGGGCGUUGGGAGUGUUGGGGCACCAGAGCAGGUCUCCAACGGAGUUUGGCCAGCAUGGAAGCCAAAGAGCAUCUCAUUUUUCAUCCCUUCCUAA
This is a messenger RNA of Stereum hirsutum FP-91666 SS1, 882 nucleotides long. Its product is annotated as NAD-P-binding protein. Bases 7 to 882 code for a protein of 291 amino acids. The transcript is spliced from 4 exons. Lineage: Eukaryota; Fungi; Basidiomycota; Agaricomycetes; Russulales; Stereaceae. The record is from RefSeq and is a predicted model, not a curated record.